CUGAGCGACCAGUUGUGUUUUGCCUAUUGAGACGAACAGUUCUACAGCCUGAAAAUGGAUUCAAAGACCUUCGUAUUGCUUUUGUUGGUGGCCUGUUUGUGUGUGGCCUGCUGUGUGGCAGCGCCGCAGGGAUGCAACGGAGGACUAUAUGCCAGGAACGGCAAUAUCGUCAUUGAUCUGCACAAUUUGAAUGGCCUCUUCGACUGCGUCGAGAGGCAGCAUCAAAGAAGAGGAUAAUAGCCAUUUCCUAAUCGCAGUCCUGACCUAAUAUAAUUUGUGUUGUGUCCAGUACGUCUAUGUGAAACCUAUAUUUAAAUUCCUAGCAAUAAAUGAAGUGUGCAAUAAAAAUCUAUAUUUACAAUAAAUAUUAUUAUGUA
Messenger RNA from Drosophila pseudoobscura, 377 nucleotides. RefSeq lists its product as uncharacterized. Lineage: Eukaryota; Metazoa; Arthropoda; Insecta; Diptera; Drosophilidae. Bases 55 to 237 code for a protein of 60 amino acids. The transcript has a single exon. The record is from RefSeq and is a predicted model, not a curated record.